AUGAAAGAAGACGACACUUCAAUAUCUCAGAAAAAGAUAGAUGAAUUAAUUAGGGAAUAAAAAUACGCUGCACUUAUCUAAUUGAUUUCUAAAAGAGAUCCAAGUAGGUAAGCUUCUAUUGUUUAUGCAUUAGACUAAAACAAUACAACUCCUUAAAAAUAAAGAAUUAAAUCUUCAGGUUGAAUUAAGAUGUUGCUGUUUGUGCUAAUAACAAUGAUGUAUACUCAGGAAAACUAAUCAAGAUUUAUUGCAUUAAAGAUUAAAAUAAUCAGUAUGUUCCUGUAAUAUAGGUUCAAUGGUAUUUGUUAUUUCAUAUUUAUGUUAGGUAUUACACUAAACAAGACUUAAAUUUAGAUAAGAAACUCAUGAAAUGUAUUUCAAUAAAGGAAUUGUUUUUUUCUACUCAUGUUGAGUUUUUGGCGGCUAAUAAAUUAUAAUGUCCAAUAGAAGUGAUGACAUUUGAUCAAUACACAUAAUUGGAAUAUGAAGAAGAAACGAAAUUCUUCAGUAGAGCAGCCAUAGAUCUUAAAACGAUGGAACCUAUGCCGACAGUUGGCGAAUGGCCAAAAUCAUGUGUGUGUAGAAUGCCUUAAAACCCAGAUAUCUAAAUGAUUCAAUGUGAAACUUGUGUAGAGUGGUUUCAUUUGGAUUGUGUUAAUAUAAAACCAGAAGAAGCAGAAUAAAUUGAACUUUAUAAAUGUCCAGGUUGCUAAUGA
Paramecium octaurelia is the source of this 716-nucleotide messenger RNA. Lineage: Eukaryota; Ciliophora; Oligohymenophorea; Peniculida; Parameciidae. The record is from the annotation of a GenBank genome assembly.